Messenger RNA from Pestalotiopsis fici W106-1, 1554 nucleotides. RefSeq lists its product as uncharacterized. Gene Ontology annotation, molecular function: iron ion binding; monooxygenase activity; heme binding. The coding region runs from base 1 to 1554 and encodes 517 amino acids. Lineage: Eukaryota; Fungi; Ascomycota; Sordariomycetes; Amphisphaeriales; Sporocadaceae. The record is from RefSeq and is a predicted model, not a curated record. The transcript has 9 exons.
AUGUCUGGGAAUAGCACCACUUUCAGAGGUCUGUGGGAUGAAAAUCCCUUUGAUUCGAUUCCACUUCCCUUCAAAUCAUUGCUGCCUGUCCAGAUUAUUGCAGCAUCUGUGGCCGCCGUCUUAUACCGAAUAUUCUUUUCGCCAAUUCGCCACAUUCCCGGUCCCUUCCUGGCCAAGUUUACUCGGCUAUGGCAUAUUCACGCAAUCUUGGCCGGGAAACAGAACUUGAGGCUGCUCGAGCUUCACAAGAAGCACGGUCACUUUGUCCGCAUCUCCCACGAUGAAGUCAGCAUCACUCAUCCCAACGCCGUCAAGGCGCUCUACCUGACCCCCAUACCAAAGGGAAACUGGUAUCGUGCCUUUGUGUUUCCUGAUUGGCGAUUCCCGCUUUCCAUGGCGAUACAAGAUCCACGGGAAAAGGCCGACUUCUUGAGAUACCUUUCGAAUGCAGGUUUCUCUCUCACCAACAUUCUCCAACGCGAAAGAGACAUGGACGAGCAGAUUGAAUUGCUAAAAGGCUGGAUGGACAAAUAUUCCGCAGAAAAGAAACCCAUGCACCUGGACAAGUUUCUAACCUAUACCGCCUUUGACCUGGUGGGCGUGGUUACCUUUUCCAAGCCAUUUGGUUUCAUCCGGCAAGGCAUCGACGUCGGCGACGCCAUUCUCUCAGCCAUGCGUCUGCAGGUGUACCUAUGCACUGUCGGGUUUUAUCCCUGGGUGUCGUACCUUUUGAGCAACCCGUUUGUGACCUGGACCGAGCUGAUGCCCGUCGGUCUGUUGGCACUCAAGUCGGCCAGGGCGCUGGAGCAGCGCCGAAAGAAUCUUGACGCCCAGUUCGACAUGUGCAGUCACUGGUACAAGGGUCUAGAUAAAGCUAAGAGGGACGGGUAUACCAGGUUCUCUGAGAGAAGUGUCCUGGCGGCUGCCGUGUCCAAUGUUGGGGCAGGAACGGAAACGGUCUCCUGUGGUUUACAGUCCACUAUCUAUCAUCUUUUACGUCGACCGGCAGAAUGGCAGCGCAUCAAGGACGAGAUUGAUCACGCGUGCAAGGAAGGUCGAUGUCAAACCCACAUUGUUUCCUACGAAGAUGCAUCUAGGCUCCCGAGACUAGAGGCUGCAAUCAAGGAAGCGUUGCGCAUUCUUCCUCCCGUCCCGAUGGGCCUGCAACGACUCGCACCCGAUGGAGGCGUCACGAUUGGAGGCACGCAUUUUCCAAAAGGAACGACACUUUCAGUGAGCCCAGCGGUUAUACAUCUUUCAAAGGAAAUUUGGGGCCCAGACGCCGAAGAAUACAACCCCGAUCGUUGGUUCUCGCCUGAUAUCGCCAAGAAAGAGAAAUAUUUCAUGCCGUGGAGCGCAGGAUGGGCAUCGUGUCCAGGCCAGAAUUUUGCCAAAGUACAAUUGUUCAAAAUCAUAGCAACGAUCGUGCGAGAUUAUGACUUGGAAUUUGUCAACCCAGACAAGGAGUGGGAAUGGGCGGCAUAUUUCACUGUGCUUCCACAUGACUGGCCAGUGCAUCUCACUAAAACCAAGGCUCCUGUAGGAGGCAGUUGA